This is a messenger RNA of Nyctereutes procyonoides (raccoon dog), 2689 nucleotides long. RefSeq names its product ribosomal RNA processing 9, U3 small nucleolar RNA binding protein (gene RRP9). Bases 63 to 1490 code for a protein of 475 amino acids. The transcript has 15 exons. Gene Ontology annotation, molecular function: protein binding; snoRNA binding. Gene Ontology annotation, cellular component: small-subunit processome. NCBI's taxonomy places the organism in Eukaryota, Metazoa, Chordata, Mammalia, Carnivora, Canidae. The record is from RefSeq and is a predicted model, not a curated record.
CCUCCGGGGUUUAGCAGCCACGUGAGUUCUCCGUGGCGGCCGCUGCGCUCGCGGUGGGCAGCAUGUCGGCGGCGGCGGCGGCUCGGAAGCGGGCAAGGCCGGCCUCGGGGGCCGCGGCCGGUGCGGGGGCCGGCAAGCGGCGGCGAAAGGCCGACUCUGCCGGGGACCGGGGCAAGUCCAAGGGAGGCGGCAAGAUGAAUGAGGAGAUUUCCAGCGACUCUGAGAGUGAGAGUCUGGCUCCUAGGAAGACUGAGGAGGAAGAGGAAGAGGAGCUGGAGGAGACAGCCCAGGAGAAGAAGCUUCGCUUGGCCAAGCUCUACCUGGAGCAGCUCAGGCAGCAAGAGGAGGAGAAGGCCGAGGCCCGGGCAUUUGAGGAGGACCAGGUGGCAGGGCGCCUGAAGGAGGAUGUGCUGGAGCAGAGGGGCAGGCUGCAGAAGUCGGUGGCAAAGGAGAUUCAGGGCCCAGCCCCGGCUGACAUCCGCGUCUUACGGGGGCACCAGCUCUCCAUCACAUGUGUGGUCAUCACCCCCGAUGACUCUGCCAUCUUCUCUGCUGCCAAAGACUGCACCAUUAUCAAGUGGAGCGUGGAGACUGGACGGAAGCUUCACGUGAUCCCACGGGCCAAGAAGGGUGUUGAGGGGCAACCCCCCAGCCACAGCAGCCAUAUUCUCUGCAUGGCCAUCUCCUCUGACGGCAAGUACCUUGCCUCGGGUGACCGCAGCAAGCUCAUUCUCAUAUGGGAGGCCCAGAGCUGCCAGCACCUGUACACUUUCACAGGCCAUCGGGAUGCCGUGUCGGGUCUGGCAUUCCGCAGAGGAACCCACCAGCUCUAUAGCACAUCCCAUGACCGCUCUGUGAAGGUGUGGAACGUGGCAGAGAACUCCUAUGUGGAGACACUCUUUGGGCACCAGGAUGCCGUCGCUGCGCUGGAUGCCUUGAGCAGGGAGUGCUGUGUGACGGCUGGGGGCCGGGACGGGACGGUGCGUGUGUGGAAGAUUCCUGAGGAGUCCCAGCUUGUCUUCUAUGGCCACCAGGGCUCCAUCGACAGCAUCCAGCUUAUCAAUGAGGAGCACAUGGUAUCGGGCGCAGAUGAUGGCUCUGUGGCCUUGUGGGGUCUCUCUAAGAAGCGGCCGCUCGCCCUGCAGCGUGAGGCCCAUGGGCUGCGGGGGGAGCCAGGCCUCGAGCAGCCCUUCUGGGUAUCAGCAGUGGCGGCCCUGCUCAACACGGACCUUGUAGCCACAGGCUCCCACAACUCUUGCGUGCGGCUCUGGCAGUGUGGGGAGGGCUUCCGGCAGCUUGAACCUCUCUGCGACAUUCCCCUGGUGGGUUUUAUUAAUAGCCUCAAGUUCUCCAGUUCGGGGGAUUUCCUGGUGGCUGGGGUCGGGCAGGAGCACAGGCUUGGCCGCUGGUGGCGCAUCAAAGAGGCUCGGAACUCCGUCUGCAUCAUCCCACUCCACAGGGCACCCAGGCCCCCUGCGGCAGGCUCCUGACUCCUCUCCCCUUUAUUUAAGUCCUUUCCAGACCAGGCCCUGCCCUCUUUGUAUUAAAAGCCUCCUCUUUUGGGCUUUGUCUCUUGAAGCUUCUCGGCUGGGGAGGGAGGGUGAUGGCAGGACUGUGGGGUGGGGCAGGGCUCCCACCAGCAUCUCUGAUGCCUAAGGGCUUUCUGUCCUUCCAUGGAACCUGGGGAUGGAGACCUCAUCCACCUCCUGGUCUCUUGAGUAUCCUCUGUGACCUUAUUAGGCCAGCUCCCCACCCACUGCUCUGGGCUGCGAGGGGUCAGAAGCUGCAGACCCCUUGGCUAGGGAGCCAUGGCUGUCCAAUUAUGUACCAGGGCUGGCUGUCAGUCAGAAUUGAAAUGAAGAAAGCUAGGCCUGCAUGUCAGGCUGACCUGGCCCACUCAGGCCAGUUCAGGAAGCUAGAGAUGGGUGGGGGAGGGGGAUACCACACUGCCUACUACCUGAGGACAAGUGUCAGAGUUGAGAAUAGCUCUGCCCUUGGUCUGAAUGCCAGCCAGGCUGUCACAAGAAUGUGCUUUUUGCUGAUUUUAUCUACUGGACAAUUUACUCCUGCCACUGGCGGAGCCAGGAGAGACAGACCAGAGAUGUAGAAGUGCAGGAAAGUGUCCUCUUAAUGGGAAAAAGGAAAUGUUAUGGGUUCUGCUCUAACCUUUUUGUAACCCAUUGGGCUCAACCAAGAGGCAGCAUGGUCCCCUCGGGAGGAAGUCACAGGGCUUCUCUCCUGCUACCAUGCUCAGGAGGCUUCCCCUCAGACAGACCUGCUCUCGCCUGCCUUCAUUUCACCUGGGGCCAGAGAGGUCAGGUUCAGAUCAAAGCCCUGAAAAUCCUGUUCUGAAUCAGAAGAUGGUGAUAGAAUUCGCUUCCUGUGUCUUGCCUCACAUUGAGCUCAGUGAUGGCAUACACACACUUUCCAAAAGCCAUGGCAUAGCAACACGGCAGUGCACCUUAAUACAUGAACCCCUUUCCCAUGGUACACUCCUAUUUGGAGAAAUCCACAGUCUUGAAUCCUUGCUCCUCUAUAAAUAAUGCAUCAUUUUUCUUCUGGCUGCUUUUAUAAUUUUUUUCAUCUUUGAUUUUCAACAGUUUGUGAUAUGCCUGAGUAUGGUUUUCUUGGAUGUAUCUUUGUUUUUUAUUGUGUUAAGAUGUAACAAAAGCUUAUCAUUAUCAUUUUU